AAACAUCACCCUACCUCAACCCCAUGCAUCCUCUUGCUUUCAUUCUGUUUCAUGGUCUCCACUUAGCUCAUGCAAGGCUCCUUUAUUCAGGACCAGAAGAUCUAUACGCUUUUCCAAAGCACAGAGUAUCAUUUCUCAAUAAUCUUCCAGUCCAUAAUGAAACAGCUCAGCAUUGGCUUACCCAAGGACUACGAGGCGGAGAAAGUGAAUUUUUAGAUGAGCUGUGGGAUCAGUCGGCGUGGUUUUCCAAUGCGGUAUACAAGGAAAUAGGUAGCUCUGAGCUGGAAAUGUCAAAUGACGCCUCGCAGAUAUCACACUCUCCGAUACCAGAUAAUUCUGGAUAUAUGUUAAAUCAUAUGAAAAUGGGGCCAGACAACGAGUUCAUUUGCCUGAUUCCUCCAACCCGUGAUACUCCAAUAAAAGCACAGGAAAAUAUCGACCAGGAUGCAGUCCUCCGCAAUGGCUGGUCACUUCUUGAACCUUUAUCCGGAAAAUGUCUUUAUCAUCGGCAAACGUGGUUCACUUAUUCAUACUGCCACAAUCAAGAGAUCAGACAGUUCAAGGAACUCGCUCACACGCAACCUCGCCCAGCAGGAGCUUACGAACCCACUGAGGACCCAGAAUGGGAAGCGUUUACUUUGGGACGUGCCCCCUCCGCACAAGAACCAGGAGCGGACGUAGCCGUCACAGAUCGCCACGCUCAGGUUGGAAACCUUGAAGUUGCUCAUGGUCCAGGUUCUCGUUAUCUUGUACAACGAUGGGGCGAUGGCACAUUCUGUGAUAAAACGGGAAAACCUCGCGAAGUUGAAGUCCAGUUCCAUUGCUCGAUGACAAUGGCAGACUCAAUUCUUCUCGUACGCGAAGCAAAGACUUGUUCCUACGUACUAAUCGUACAAACUCCACGUCUCUGUGGAGAACCCGGGUUCAAAUCGCGGAUGGAAUUGCCGGAGCAGACAUUUAUCCGUUGUCGGCAAAUUAUCAACCCUUCGCUGGACUCUACUCCUCAAGCCACCCAUCUCGAACAACGAAUGCCUGACGACCGUCGAAUACCGCUCGACUUCGACCUACCUUCGUAUCUGAACCGUGACACGCGUUUCGCCGUACCACCCCCCGCGGCUAAGAGUUCCCUGGGUCCUGGCGCGGGUCAAAGCGAAGACCCAUUGGAUGGGAUAUUGAAACGUACGGUAGAAGCGUUGAUAAACAGUCCGGAACUUCAAUCCUUGUCGGGCGAAAACUCUCAAGUCGUGCUUGGGCGCGGCCAAAACGGCGAGAUUAUAAUCGAGAUUCUGGAAGAGAUUCCAUUGGAUGACCUCGGAGAGCCUGAUUUACAGGAAAGGAAUGUGGAUAACUACGCUCAUAUAGUAGAAUCCCUUCGAAAAGCUGGUUACCAGUUGAAUGAACCGAAGGACGAGAAGGAGCAAGACCACGAUGAGGUUAGGGAGGGUCAGGGGGAAGAAUCGGAAAAGUCGCGUGAAAGGAAAGACGAGCUCUGAGGUGGGCAGGCAUCUUACUAUUGGUUCAAACAGCUGGUUAAUUUGGCUUCUGCACUAGGCUCGAGAUGUGAUUUUUUCG
Molecule: messenger RNA, 1572 nt
Organism: Suillus clintonianus
Lineage: Eukaryota; Fungi; Basidiomycota; Agaricomycetes; Boletales; Suillaceae
Exons: 6
Coding region: 24-1493 (489 amino acids)
Biological process (GO): retrograde protein transport, ER to cytosol; endoplasmic reticulum unfolded protein response
Cellular component (GO): endoplasmic reticulum lumen
Source: RefSeq, a predicted model, not a curated record